Messenger RNA from Ictalurus punctatus (channel catfish), 7836 nucleotides. It is a transcript of the gene mcf2a, whose product is annotated as MCF.2 cell line derived transforming sequence a. The record is from RefSeq and is a predicted model, not a curated record. Gene Ontology annotation, biological process: dendrite development; intracellular signal transduction. Gene Ontology annotation, molecular function: guanyl-nucleotide exchange factor activity. Lineage: Eukaryota; Metazoa; Chordata; Actinopteri; Siluriformes; Ictaluridae. Gene Ontology annotation, cellular component: cytoplasm. The coding region runs from base 823 to 4143 and encodes 1106 amino acids. The transcript is spliced from 30 exons.
AUAUAGGUUAUGGAAAAUGAUUUCCUAAAAAGUCUGGAAACUGUAAUAAACAUGGAUAUUGGAAAAUGAGUAGUACUGGAUAUAGGUACAUAUCUGCAAUUGUUCUCUUACAAUACGUUUGCUCUCCAUGUCCGUUUAUGUUUCCACUACCGCUCUGCUCUGUUGUUUUAUGAUAUGAAUGGUGAGUGCAAAGCAGAGAAGAAAAAAUGUUUUUCUUUCCCAUGUAAUGAUCUACACUGUGUGAGUGAGAGUACUGACAUAGCAGUCUGAUGCAGGAGCUUCCACUUAGACAACACAACAACAGUGGAGGGAUUUUGCCACUCCCUCUAUGCCAGUCUGACCAAUGAGGGGAGUGGAGACAGCAGUACAGGGAGGAGUCUGGAGAUGGAGUGUUAGCAGCCUCACACAGAGCUGCAGCACUGACGCACUCUCAUCCACAGAGGCAGUGGUGUGUAGAGAGAAGAAGAGGACUGUUAUGGAGUGAUACUUCACAGACGAGUCAUUACAGUUUGGAUUGUCCUGACAUCCGGCACUUCUCUACCUUAUCCUCUGUGUGCAUGUGUUUAGCAUAGGGUGAACUGGACUUUCUCCUAGUCACAGCAGUGUGUGUGUAUGCUUGGUGUUAAUUUUCCUAGAUGGCACCCUGAGCUGGAGAAGCCGGAAUACACACUUUGCUCCAUUCAAAGUGACUGUCAGGAGAGGAGCCCUGAUCCAGCUCUAUGCUUGGUACUUUUCAUUACUUUUAGGAUCCAGACGCAGGAAGGAUGUGAGGGUCUGGAAGGCCCGACAUUGUGGUCUUUAACCCUGAAGCACGGCUAGGGAAUGGGCCCAGGCUGUCCUCCCCAGCCUCAGAGAGACAUGGAGGGCUAUUAUGGUCUUCUGCAGGCUGGCACUGUGCUGGAGAACACACUACAGCAGGUGGCGAUUCCUGUGAGUUUGAAAGAGGUGGCUGGCUAUAUUGAGAAGCAAGUGGCUUAUUUAUCAGGGGGCCGUGGCGAGGAUUCUAGUGUCAUCAUUACUCUCCCAGAAUGCUCAGAUUUCAGUGAUAUCCCAGAGGAAGCUCUGGCUAAAGUCCUCUCAUAUCUCACAUUGAUUCCACGAGCACGGCAACCUGGAGUAAAGUUUAUCAUCAUUCUGGACCGAAGACUGGAUACCUGGAAUUCCAUCAAAACAGCACUUGCAAGGAUAGCGGCAUCUUUUCCAGGAAACCUUCACCUGGUAUUAGUACUGAGACCAACCAGCUUCUUCCAGCGCACAUUCACGGACCUCGUCUUCCGCUUCAGCCAAGAGGACUUUAUGCUCAAGUUACCUGUUGUGAUGCUGAGCUCGGUUACUGACUUACUGCGCUACAUUGAUGAGAAUCAACUCACUUCUGAAUUUGGAGGCACUCUGGACUACUGCCAUAGCGACUGGAUCUUCCUCAGAACUGCUAUAGAGAGUUUCGCAGUGACUGUGAAGGACAUUGCUCAGAUGCUGCAGGCUUUUGGCACAGAGUUGGCAGAGAUGGAAUUAUCACAGGAGAGCAAUGCCAUCGAGCUGCUGCUGCUGUCACACACUGAGAAGUACAGGAGACUGAAGGAUGCUAUCAGCUCAGUGAUGAGGGAGGGACGCUACCUGCUCUCCAGCUUGGAGGUUUCUGGGCAGGAGGAGAAUAAAGAUACACACUGGGAUAUAACACAGGACUGGGACACAGUGCAGAGACUGUUGGUCCAACUGAGAGAUAUGGAGAUGGCGUUUGAUGAUUUCUUUGACAAGCACCACCUCAAACUUCAGCAGUACCUGCAGUUGCUGAGAUAUGAGCACAGCUUUCAAGAGAUGGAGGGUUCUUUGGAGAAGUUGAGUGUUCAGGAGAGGAAGCUCAUUGUUACAGGAGAAACACUGGCACAGACCGAGCAGAUCAUCAAAGAGCUGGAUAUUCUAGAGAAACGAGCUCAGGAGGAAAUGACUCGGGCCCAGGUGAUGAUAUUGCUUGGACACCAGUUGGCUGCAGGUCAUCAUUAUGCCACGCCUUUGAUCGUACAGCGCUGUAAUGAGCUCAGACACCGCUGUGACACACUAAACUCUGCCAUCAGUGCUAAAUGCAAAACACUCAUACAAGUGCAGACCUUACUGCAACACCUAGAGGAGGCCCAGAAGUGGUGUGAUGAUGGCACGUACCUCUUGGCCAAUCAGCAGUUGGAAAAAUUUCCCUCUAAAGAAGGUGCUCAGGCAGCGCUGAGUGAUUUAGAGAAGUUCCAGGAGGGGGCGCCAGCGCUCCUUAAUGCUGGGCCAGACUUGCUGCUUAUGGAAUAUGAGUGUGUUCUCACUCCUCAAUUACAGACUCAUAUAGAGAAGACAUUUGAGAAGUAUGCCUCUGUACAGAAUCUAUUCCAGACUAGACAGACCUGUCUGAAGAAACUAGCAGACAAACAUGUGCGGCCAGUACAGCUAGUAGCACCUCGACCAGAAAAUCCAACACGUACCAAGUCCCCAGUCUUUUCCCCCAAACAUGAUCUCAAUUCAAGUAUAAAAUUCACCUUUGACUUCUCAAGCAAAAGAACAACACGGAAAAGCCCAAACUCCAGGAAGAUUGAGGUGUUGCAUGACUAUCAGAACCGCAACUUUCUGUCCUAUGUAGUGGAUGGUGAGGAUGGAGCAGACCUGCUGAAACAUCGUGUAAUGCGGGAGAUGAUCGAGACAGAAAGAAUAUAUGUUGAAGAGCUUCUGACUGUGUUGCUGGGCUACAGGGCAGAGAUGGACAACCCCUCCCUCUCUUCUCUCCUGCCCACGAGCCUACGCAACAAGAGAGAUAUACUGUUUGGGAACCUGCCUGAUAUCUACAAUUUUCACAGCAGAGUAUUCCUGCAAGAUCUGGAGAGCUGUUUGGACACGCCUGAAGCUGUGGGAGCAUGUUUUCUAGAACGGAAAGAGAACUUCCAGGUGUACGAAUGUUACUGUCAGAAUAAGCCACGAUCAGAGGCAUUAUGGAAGCAGUUUUCUGACUGUGCCUUUUUCCGGGAGUGCCAAAAGAAGCUAGAGCACAAACUUGCUCUGGAUUCAUACCUGCUGAAACCAGUUCAGCGUCUUACCAAGUACCAACUCCUUCUGAAGGAGUUGCUGAAGUACAGCUCGGGUUGUGAGAGGGUCUCUGAGCUGCAGGGUGCACUAACUGCCAUGCUGGACUUGCUCAAAUCAGUUAAUGAUUCUAUGCACCAGAUCGCUAUCACAGGAUAUGAGGGUGAUCUCUGUGAUUUGGGCCGGGUCCUGAUGCAGGGCUCCUUUAGUGUGUGGAUCAGUCAUAAGAGGGGUGCAACACGAAUGAAGGAGCUUGCACGCUUCAAACCCAUGCAAAGACACCUGUUCCUAUACGAGCGCGCACUCCUCUUCUGCAAGCGCAGGGAAGAUCAUGGCGAGCAUGCUAAUAAGACGUCAUCCUACAGCUUCAAACACUGUCUAAAGAUGAGUGCUGUGGGCAUCACAGAGAAUGUGAAAGGAGAUGUGAAAAAGUUUGAGAUCUGGUACAGUGGCAGAGAGGAGGUAUACAUGGUGCAGGCCCCUACAGUGGAGGUGAAACUUGCCUGGUUGAACGCAAUUAGAAAAAUUCUCACGAACCAGCAGAAAUUAUUCAAAGGUGAACUUUGUCACCCCAAUCCAUUGGCUGAGCAGUUUCCUCUGUCUCCGCCCCUCUCUGAGAGCAAAAAGCAAAGAGCGUCAGUCAGCUCGGAGGAGACGGAGUCGGGCCACAGCAGUCCAGACCCAUGUAGCCGUUCUCCACAGCACCAAGACAACAGACACAGUUGGCCAGGUGCCACUCACUCAGUUGAUAUCUGUGAGGAUCUGGAGGACUGGAGUGGAGCUAAUCUCUCUAACAUAUCUGAUACUGAAGAGGAGGACACUGUUCGUUUGUCCCCAAGGAAAUGCAAGGCUGUAGCAGGCUCUCACAGAUACGGUCCCGAUGACCUCAUCAUUAAGUGUGGUGAUGUCAUACAGCUGGAGCAGGAGGAGGAUGACGGUCAUUGGUUGGGGAAGAACCUGAGCAAGAAACAGAAGGACAGGCUUUCUGCUUCAGGCCUGCAUGGCAUUCUGGGAAGCUGCAGCAGAGGGCACACCAACCAGCUGCAAGAACCAGGAAAACUGAAAAAAUGGAAGCUCAGCUCCCUCUAGACUCCACGCUGUCUGUCUUUUGGCAUGUUCAGCCUCAUGGAUAUGUCAGCUUUAUUCACGACACUUGAACACAACGGCUACGCUCUGUUCUACACAGGGGUGGGCCCUGUAGCCAGAGAUUUUUAUCAUGACAUUUUUAACAUUUUGGAACUUAUGGAAAUGUUGUUUGCUGCAUCCAACAAAAAUAUUCAAAAAGCCUUUGACAUAAGGUACUGUGACAUGCUUGAUAUGGAAGUGUUUUGCAGACAAUUUUCAAAAGCAAUUGCAAACUGUAUUUGCAAUUGCAUUUCCUAAUUGUGGAUGCAUAAAUCGUGGUAUAAUGAAAAUGCAAAUCGUGUAUUACUGUUUGCGUUUUUGUUUACACAAACAUACAGUGUCUGCCAAAUUUCAAAUGGAGAUGCAAAGUCCGUUAGCAAUUGCAUUUCUCAUGUCUUACGAGUUAUGAUCCUGUCAUAUCAAAAUAGCAAUAGCAUUCACCCCUUUGUUAUUUCACUUCCUUAGGGUUGUGUACAGCGCUUGACAAACUUCAAAUGGAAUAUCAAGUCCCUUUGCAUUUGCAUUUCCAAUGCCUUGCACAGAAACCUGUCAAUCAGUGAAGGAGGUGUGAGUAUACUACGGGGCGUGUUUGUAUUUGGAGAUGACGUCAGUCACAAUCAACGGCCAUGAAGGAAAACGUGCUGAUGGUUCGGCACAAUCAUCUGUGCCUGCGUCCACAAUUAGGAUUAAAGUGUAUUUGCAAUUGCUGUUGAAAAUUGUCUCCAAAAUAUUUCCGUAUUUGACAUGUUAUUGGAGUCUUUAGCAGAUGGAGUUGAUGAGAGAAUUACGACCUUGUUCUUAUUUAAAGGUCUACAGUAUAUAGUAUAAAUCAACCCAAAUCACUUGCCCAUGAUGGAGGAUACAAAUUUUUUUCCUAACAAGUGCUUUGUCUUCAGUUUAGUUGUCUUGUGGAUUUGAGAGACCCACAGCCUCUCUGUUUCCCCGCAUGGUGACUGGACUUGAUGCUUGACGGAUUUGCGCUGACAAAUGGACAUUGCAGCCAGGCACUUUAGCACUGUGUGGCACCAGUUAAAGUAUAUCUGAGGAUUUUUACCAGUAUUUCAUUAUGAUAUAAUACCCACCACUAAUUCUACAUUCUCUAAUUUUGAAUGUUUUCCAAGAUCUGUCUUCCAAGGACUGAAAAAAGGACCAGCAUUUCAGCAAGAGUCAAGAGCUACAUGGCUUUUUCAUUUUCCUUGUCAACCACCUAGAAGAGGUUAAAUGUCUCUGAUGGACACACACACACACACACACACACACACACACACACACACACACACACACACACACACACACACACACACACACAGACAGGUUGUCAAAGAAAACCAAAGGUGUGGCUAAUCCCGAUUCUUUUUGAACAGACUUAAAAUAUAAUGUUGACAAAUAAUUGUGUGUCUAUGGACUGGCUAUAAUAUAGCCUUCCAUUUACACAAACAUGGAUCUGAGGUUCUGAUUCUUGUACAUUUGGCUGAAUACCCUUCUCAAAUUCUUUGAGAGAUUUAGGGACAAUAACAUAUUAUUCCACAAUGCAGCAUUUCAUUAGCAAUCGGUGAGCAUUACUGUAGCUUUCCUGGCUCCAGAUCAUUUUAAAAGCACUGUAAACAAUACAAAGGUCACAGAAUCUUUGGAUUAUUUUUUUCUGCCUAAAAAAACCCUAAUGAAUAAGCAUUUGGAAGACCUUCGGUGUAUUAUUAACAAACGUAUGCAUGAAGAUCCUUAAUUAAGUCAUGAGGGCUUGAGAUUGAGCUACAAGUUGAAAUGAAAAAUGCACACGCACAAAAAAAAAAAAAAAAAAAAAAAAAAAAAUUAAAAUUAUUUAAUACAUCUCAGCUUACUAUUAGAGAAGGUUCUACCGCAGACAUGAAAUGUGCCUACUGGGUUCAGCGCAUAAUUAAAUAUUGAUUGUGGACUUAUAUGAAUUUACCACAUCAAAUCAAGCCCCCAGUUGGAGGGCUGUCUUUGAUAUGCUGGCGUUUGAAGUGGAAAUGAGUUUGGUGAAGCAGCAGGACUGACUCCAAAGCGCACAUAUCUUUACGGUGCUAAUGUAUUUAUUUUGCUACUACGUUCUUACUUUACAGUUCAGAAUGCUGUGCCAGCCCCCGAAAAUCUAUAACAUCUUUGUCACAUGGACAUUGCACACUAUUAUUUCCAGUUUAAUGUGCCUGAAGAGCUUUAAACUAUGUAAAUAAAUCAUUCAUUUUGAGUAUGCACUACACUGUAAAUGUAACAACUUUAGCACUUAAUUUUUAUAUGGACAAUUGUAAUAUAUAUGUUUAAAUAAAUGAUUUUCUAUAAAUGCAGUUUUAAUUGGAGAGUUCUCUCUCUCUCUCUCUCUCUCUCUCUCUCUCUCUCUCUCUCUCUCUCUCUCUCUCUCUCCCUCUCUCUCUCUCUCUCUCCCUCUCCCCCUCUGAAAAGCCCCUGAAAUGGUUGAAAGGCCUUGAUCGGUGAUGGGGGAGAUCCAGCGGUUUUUCAGAACUGGGCCAAGAGUCUUUUUAGGCACACAUAAUCAAAAAGUAGGCUUAGAGUGUCAGAUAUUCUCAGCAUACCACAUUUCUUCUCUUCCUCUGAAGUGCGUGAGUUCAAAGCUGCAGCACUGCGUGGUUUUUGGGCUCUGAGAGAUGAAUUUAUCAAGUGAUUUCUGCCAGUCCAGUAGUGAAGGGAGAGGGGUGUUGCAUGACAUGCAUUUUGAAUCCUGUCCUAUUUUUAUGCUCGCUUUAAAGAAAUGCUAAGUACACUUUGGUAUUUUGUCUGUCAUAGUCAAAAGCAAUUGAAUGGGGACUAAGCCGUUCAAGUCUUAAUAUACAUUUUAUUUUUGUUCUUUUGACAUAUGAAAAUGAUCCCAUUUACACAUUACAUUAACAUUACCCUAUUUUGAAUUUUUUUUUUUCUGGUGAUCAAGUACUGGAAAUAUAGGACAUUGUUUGAUGGCUAUGUAUCAUUCUGUAUCACAGGAAAAAAUGAGUAAUGAUUUUUUUAUGUCCCCCCCCCCCCCCCCUUUAUUAAAUAUUGUCACAAAUGCUGGCAGUAGUCCUAAAACUGCAAUUAAUUUAAUAAACCAUUCAUAUUUAGAAGUUGUCAACAACUCCAACAAAACUCCUUUAAGAAGCAUAACAUGAACUGUACUUUUCAGUCUAUGGUCUAUUCAACAUUUAGAUCUAAAGAUGAUAGAUGCAUUACAUAGAAAUGUACUUGUGUUUGUCUCUUUGAAACAGUCAACAAAAGCAUCAAAAGAAACACUUAAGAGCUAUAUUGAGCUAGAUGCUCAAACAAUAAUUACCUCUCAUGGACCAACAUCUUGAAAUUACAUCUCGACAGAGUUGGGUAUAACGCACUACAAAGAAUCGCUUUACUGUAUUCUAAUGACUUUUUCUCAUAACGCAGUAAUGUAACGCAUUACAUUUUAAAUUGACGUAAUUUGAUUACAAUUACUGAUGUCAAUAAAAUUACGUUACAAAAGUAUCAAAUUUUAUAUCUUCAGUGAACAGAGGAUAGACCAAUCAGACAUGGUUUACAGGAAAAUACAUGGAAAUACUUGUAUUAUUGGCUGACAGUCUCAAUUCUGCCAAACGCUCGCUCACACUGUCAGUGUGAGGAAAAAUAGAUAUAUGCAGUUUUUUUUUUUUUUUUUUUUUUUUUCAUGGGUUGAAACAGUAA